Messenger RNA from Trifolium pratense (red clover), 5659 nucleotides. Its product is annotated as protein SCAR2-like. The coding region runs from base 346 to 5124 and encodes 1592 amino acids. Gene Ontology annotation, molecular function: Arp2/3 complex binding; protein kinase A regulatory subunit binding. Gene Ontology annotation, biological process: positive regulation of Arp2/3 complex-mediated actin nucleation; actin cytoskeleton organization. NCBI's taxonomy places the organism in Eukaryota, Viridiplantae, Streptophyta, Magnoliopsida, Fabales, Fabaceae. The record is from RefSeq and is a predicted model, not a curated record. The transcript has 9 exons. Gene Ontology annotation, cellular component: cytoskeleton.
AAAUAUAUGAUGCUUCUUAGCUCUUACUACUUAAAUCCGUGUCCCCGCAUCCGUCACUCUCUUCACGUCUGUCAUAAUGUGACUCUCGCUGACACCGACCACCGUAUAUUCAUUAAUUCCUUUUCAUUUUUUAUUUUAAAUUAAAUUAAUAAUAACCACUUUCUCUCUCUUCUCUGUACAUUUAUUAUAAAACAUUUUCUUUCUCUCUCUUCCAUGGUGGAACACGGUGGAGCCAAACUCACCGGAACUACAAGAAAGAAGAUCGGAAACCAGAAACUCAAAUUCACAAAACUAUCACUAAAUCUAGUGUCUAUCAAUUGCUGAAUUCGUAUCUCAAGAAUCAAAAUGCCACUCUCCAAGUACCUUAUAAGGAACGAGUUCAGUUUAGCGGAUCCCGAACUUUACCGUGCUGCUGACAAAGAUGAUCCUGAAGCUCUUCUUGAAGCUGUUGCUAUGGCUGGACUCGUCGGACUUCUACGUCAGCUCGGUGACCUUGCUGAGUUUGCUGCUGAGAUCUUCCAUGAUUUACAUGAAGAAGUAAUGGCUACUGCUGCAAGAGGCCACAGUCUUACUGCUCGUGUUAAACAGCUUGAGUCUGAAGUUCCUUCACUUGAAAAGGCCUUUUUCUCUCAAACUCAUCAUUCAUCAUUCUUUACUAAUGGAGGGAUUGAUUGGCAUCCCAAUCUUCAGUCUGAACAAAAUCUCGUUACUCGUGGAAACUUUCCUCGAAUGAUAAUGGAUUCAUAUGAAGAAUGCCGUGGUCCCCCAAGGCUGUUCCUUCUGGACAAGUUUGAUGUGGCUGGGGCUGGGGCAUGUCUGAAACGUUAUACUGAUCCAUCGUUCUUUAAGAUGGAGUCAACUUCAUCUGUAAGAGCCACAGUACAAGUCCACAAGGAAAAGAGGAUUCGUAAAGUCAAGCACAAGAAAGGAGCACGAGUGAGGGAUAAUGAAGCUCCUAAUGCUGUACCUACACAUUCAAAAUUACAUCAGCUUCUUCUUGAGGAACGUAUUGAGAAUGGUUAUAGUAAUCCAGCGCGCCUAGUGAAGUUGAAGAGAAGACAAUUGAAUGGACCAGCUGUUGAAACAAAAGCUGGGAAAAGUUACAUGGAGAAAUUUCUAGAAACUCCUUCACCUGAUCCUAAAAUGAUUUAUGAAACUUCAAUCUUUCCGCUGCUCGUGAAACCGUCAUCAGAUGAUUCUAGCGAAGCAGGGAUUAGAAUUCUUGAAAUCAGUAGCAUCCGUCCUUUGAAAAAAUCAAUCGGAGAUAAAAACACAUGUUCAUAUUCAUCCCCUAAUGAGCAGGAAUUUGAACUAAAUCAAUUUCCAGAAGAGGUUGGUGAGACAAAUGGAGAUCUUGUGAUGGUGAAAGAACAAAUCCCAGUGGGUGUAGGAGAUGAAAAGCCUUUUAAUGAUGUCAAGGUGUCUGAUGAAACAGAAUUGGCAAUCAAUGAACAAAAGAAAAUAGAUGGCAGCUUAGAUAGGUACCAUUCUGAUGAUGUGACUAGUGAGGUUGACAACUACAUGGAUGCUUUAACUACCAUGGAGUCAGAAUUGGAAACCGAUGAUGAGUAUAAACCUAAGAAAAGCUUGAGUGUUCGAAAGGUAAGAAAUACUAAUAAUAAAAAACGUCAACUACAAGCUCAGUUUUCAGAUUCUCGGUCAUUGGCAGACUCAUCAACAUCUGAUGACAAUAGCUCAUUCAAACAUCAGAGAAAUGAGGAUAUUGAAGUAAAAUCUCGGUUAUCAGAUUCUCACUCAACUGGAACCUCCUCAACAUCAGAAAAUAAUAGCUCAUUCAGGGGAUACGAAGAUGAGCACGUGGAACUGCAAGCUCACUUUUCAGAUUCUCAAUCUAUUGGAAACUCCUCUACGUCAGAUUUAAAUAGUUCUUCCAAGAAAAGCAAAUCUUAUGUCCCUCAUUAUGGACCAGAAAUUGAAGGCACACCAUCCAACCAGCUUCCUAAAAUUGUUGAAUUUCAAAACACAGACAGUAGAAAGUUUGUCAUGCGUGAUGAUGCACGUGUUCAUGAUGAAGAGGUUUCUGACUCUGGGAAAACAUAUUCUGAUUUGUUGACUUCAAGAAAGGUGUCGUGUUCUGAUCUUGAACCUACCAAACCAGGGAUACUACCUGCAGCGACCCAGUCAGAUGAGACCGUUUCUGACAAAGUUGAACUUAAUAUAAGAUUAGGCAAUGAUGUGGACAGAACAUGUCUUGUAGAAUCUGUUGCUUCCAAACCUUCAUCUCCUUCCCUAAUAAAAGAUGAUACUUUCCCGGUGGAUUCUUCUGAUAAAAUUUCAUCGGACAACUUGGUUGAUGAUGAUCCACAUAUUCGUUCUCGUGAUCUGUUACAAGUUUCUAAUGAUUCACAAGAAGAUUCCCUUUGCCCAUCCAUUGAAGAGUUAGACUUGAAUUCAGGUCUUAAUGCGGUGCUUGAUCGUCAAGGCUCAAAAGAUGAGGAUUGUAUUAAUAUUGCACCCCAACUUAAUCCAACUGCUGUGAAGGUUCCUCCAGUGAGUUUCUUUACUGGCGAGCUAACUUCUGGUUUAACUCAAAGUAAUCCACAGGGUGAACAAGACUCAACCGAAAUUGAAGUUUCGUUCUCUGAUCGUCAAUCAAACUAUGGAAAUAUACCAAAAACGGUGCAUGGUGAUGAAAUAAUUGGAUCCUGCAGCAGUGUUGAUCCAGUUGAAGGUGAUGAUGGUCAUUUUAAAAAUCCACCUUCUCCUUAUAAUCAUGUGAUGGUAAAUGAUGAUCUCAGUGAAAUUCUUGAGUCGAAAGAUGUCCCUGCUUCUUCAAAUUCUUAUCAGACGGAAUGCAGUGACGUUGAACUGACUCAUAUUUCCAUGGCCACGAAUACAGAGACGAGCAAGAAUCAAUUGGCACCAUCGUUAGAUACAACAUCAUCCGAUAUCAUAUAUUCUCCAAUGAGUAAUGUUACAAAACUUGAAGAAUCUCUUUCUACUUUUGCAAAUUCAAAUGAGAAAGAGACGGAAGUCCACGAGGAAGUUGCUAGAGAAUCUUCCACAGAGCUAGAGGGACAGAAGAUUGCGGGUCAUCCAGAAAUUGUUUCUGCAGAUGUACAAAUGAAUCUGAACAAAUCGCUGCCCUGUGAUAUUCAAGAUUUGGAAAAUAAUAUUGAAAACUCAUCUCCUAGGGAGCAAAUCCAACAGAGUGCUGUUUUGGAUGAUGUGAAAAUGGGGCCUGACUUUUCUGGGUUUGACACUCCACAGUCAGAAUCUAUGAGUUGUGGCCAGAAUGAUCUUUUACAGAAUGGCAGAGAUAGUUUUUCAUCACCACCUUAUAAUAAGUUGGAGUCUCAAAAUUAUUUAGAGCCCCACUUACCAUCUCAAGUUGGUGAACAGGAUGGAGAGUUUCCGCUCAAAUAUGAGGAAAACUUUGCCUCUGAGAAAUCUCAGCAGAUGCAGAUAUAUCAAUUGGAGCAAGAAGGCACUCAUGCUACUUCUGAAUCUGUUUCAGAAAACCCUGCAGAUGAAUCAUCAUCAUCAUUUUAUUCUUCACCACAGUCAUCUGGCUUGGAGAUUAAUCCUACACAAUAUGUCAUGGAUCCAUUGAAGCCUCUUCCUGACCUCUUUCCCAAGACAACUGAAGACAAACUUGAUGAGAUGCCACCUAUGCCUCCUCUACCUCCUAUGCAAUGGAGAAUGGGCAAGGUUCAACAUACUUCCCAAGAUUCGCAUGAGGAGUUAAAAGUGCAUCAGCCUUCUGUCCAAUCAAUGCAGCCAAUUAUGCCCGAUAAGAAGUCUCAGUUUGGUUUUCCAGCUUCUGUUGGAGAGACCUUAUUUCAUCAGAAUCCAUUUUUGCCUGUCAUGGCUUUGGGAAGUGAUAAGCUCCAACAUUCUUCUGGGUUUUCUGUGGGUGUUUCAGGGCAUCCUGUUGCUGUACCUUUUCAGUUUCCUAUCAUGGUUGAUGACACAACCGGACAGUAUAAUUACGUAGUGCUGGACGGAAGCCAGAUUCAGAACCCCUUUUUAUCACUGCCCAUGGUACCUACAGCUGUGCAUCCACCACGUGGUUACAUUGUUCCUUCUGAGGGAGAAAUGGCACAGAAUUCAAACCCAUAUGCACCAACACUACCUGCUGCAUUUACUGUAUCUGGACAUCAUUCCACGUUUCCACAAAUGGAACCAUUUCAAUAUCCAAGUCAAUUAAUGACAGAGACUAGUGCAGAUGAUAAAACACUUGAGCAGCCUAUAGAUAAUGUAGUAUCUAGGGAUGGGCCUCCAAACAAUCAUGUUAUUGCAUCUGAGGGAGAAUUGGUACAUAAUUCAAACUCGUUCCUUCCAAUACCACCUGCCGAAUGUGCUAAUUCGGGACAUGAUUCCAUCUCUCCUAUAGAAACUCAAUCUCCUAGUCAAUUAACGGCAGAGACUAGUUCAGAUGAUACAACACUUCUGCAGCAUAUGAGUAAUGUUGUAUCUAUGGACAGGCCUACACACAGUCACAUUGUCACUCCUGAGGAAGAAAUGGUACAAAGUUCUAAUCCGUGCCCUACUAUAUCAUCUGCUGAAUCUGCUGUUUCUGAACAUGAUUCCAUCUCUCCACAAGAAAAACCAACUCAACCUCCAAGUCAGUUACCAGCGGAGACUAGUUCGGAAGUUAAACCCCCUAAUCAUUCUGUAAGUAAUGCAGAAGGGGCACAGGGACAAUUGGGUAUUUCACUCAUGUUGCCACCAAAUAUGGAGAGUGUGGAUCCCAAUCAGAGUUUCCGGCUCUUUGAGGGGGAAAUGUCGUCAUGGGAUCCAUCUGGUCAAACAUCAGAUUUUGAGAGUGAAAGGACAAAUGUGAAAUCAAAACACAAAAUUCCUCGUCCUCGAAAUCCUCUGAUUGAUGCUGUUGCUGCUCACGACAAAAGCAAGCUUAGGAGGGCUACUGAACGGGUUAUGCCUGAAAUAGGACCAAAGGUAGAUGAAAGAGAUUCAUGGUUAGAACAGAUAAGAACAAAGUCCUUCAACUUGAAGCCUGCUGUGGCCACACGACCUAGAACUCAAGGUCCAAAAACAAAUAUGAAGCUUGCUGCUAUCUUGGAGAAAGCUAAUUCAAUUCGCCAGGCUCUGGCUGGAAGUGAUGAAGAUGAUGACGCGGACAGUUGGAGUGAUUCUUGAAUUUACUCUGGAAGGUGUUAUCGGCUGGUAGAUAUUUUGAUAUUCUGGUUCCGUCUUUGAACCAAGAAAUCUCCAUGAAGUCAUAUUCUAGUUCUUGUAUGACAUCAAUUAGAUCCUCCUCUUGGUUCUCUUUCUUCACAUAUUUAUGCAUGAACAUUGGUCCUAGCGUGCAAAUUAGCAUCAAUGCAGGUCCGUUUUGGGAGGUGAAUUCACUUCACUUGAGACAGAUAAGGCGCAGCGUGCAAGCACUGUACCAGUCCAAAUUCAAUCCAUCAACAAAUAACCACAUGUAUACCGUUCAUAUAUUAUAAGCAAAUGUAUAUUUGUAUUUGUCAUGAAUAUCCAAAUUUUGAAAUUCUGUAAUUUAGUGUUUCGUGCUAGUUGCCCCAGAUAUUGUAGUUCAUCUGUGUGUCCAGUGUAGCAAAAUCAUUAUAGUGUACAGUUUCUAUCGUUACCUAUGUUCAUUUAUACACUCUUUAUGAGUACUGUUCAUUGCAUAAUAUAUUAGAUUAAUCCCAAAUGACUAGUUUUUUUU